Molecule: messenger RNA, 1966 nt
Organism: Zonotrichia albicollis (white-throated sparrow)
Lineage: Eukaryota; Metazoa; Chordata; Aves; Passeriformes; Passerellidae
Source: RefSeq, a predicted model, not a curated record
AUGCGGCGGAGCGGGCGUUUGGCGCAUCGCUGCCCGGAGGGGAUGGGAUGGGACAGGGUGGGCUGGGCUGGGGGUCACUCACCUCGCUGCAAGGUGACCCGCGGCGCGGUGCUCCCGCAGGGGCGGCUCAGCGCCCCGGCGCUCCGCCCGGCAGCAUCCCCGCGGCGGGGGCGGCGGCGGGCACCGGGCCCGGGGGAUGCACAGCGCCCGCCGAGAAGGGGCUGCGCCGCCUGCACCGCCUCGGCGGCACUGUGCGCUCGGCAGGAGGAGGAGAAAAAGGAGGAGGGACGGAGGGAGAGGGAGAGAGAGGCAGGCGGAGGGAGAGAGGCAGGAGGAGAAGGAGCCCUGCGCGGCAGCGCGGCCAACUUUCCUUCUGCAGCGCAGCAGGAACAGCCUCCCGUCCCUCGGUGUGUAACCCCCGCCCCGGAUCGUCACAUUGGGCAUCUGGAGAAGGCCUGGAUGAUCCAGGCAGUGCCAAGGGACUCAGCACAAGCCGUCUGUGGGAGAUGCAACACCCUGGGGCAGCAGCUGGAAGCAGGGGGAUGCUGAGCUGAGUCUUCUGCGUGUGAUUCCCACUUGGCAACUAUGAUUUCAGGAGAAUGCCAGGCUCUUUUCUGGCUGCCUGCAGCCUACACAGUGUGGGUGAAGCCCCACAGCUCAGAAGCCUCAACAGCAGCUGUGCACAAAGGACAUGAUGGGCUCCAAAUUCUCCAUCACCCUUCAGAUUCAAACUAGACAGUGCCUGUCCCGUAACAUUAGAAAAAUGCUUUGGUGUUGGCAAAACCAAAAGAAAAUUCCUUUUUCUUUCUGCACUAACAGGCUGUGAAAAUAAAGAGGAGUCUGGUCCAAGGGAUUUGGGAUUUGGGAUCAGGGAUCCAUGGAGGGAGGGGUUGGGAGAAUAGGAAUUUUGGGGAAAUCAGGAAUUUUGCCGUUCCUGAAGUGCCCCCACACCAUCCUCAAUGGGAUCGAAUCUGGUACCCAUAGGGUCAGGAAAAGGGAUUUGGGAUUCGGGAUCAGGGAUCGGGAAUGGGAUCAGGGAUUCAGGGAGGGAGGGGUUUGAUCCCUGGGAAUGAGGAAUUUGGGGAAUUUUGGCAUUCCUGAAGUGAUCGAGUUUGGUACUAAUGGAGUUGGGAUUUGGGAUUUGGGAUUUGGGAUUUGGGAUCUGGGAUUUGGGAUUUGGGAUUUGGGAAUUGGGAUCUGGGAUCUGGGAUCUGGGAUCAGGGAUCCAGGGAGGGAGGGGUUGGAUCCCUCGGAAUCAGGAAUUUGGGGAAUUUUGGGGUUCCUGAAGUGCCACCGCACCAUCCUCAACAAGAUUGAAUCUGGUACUGAAAUUGGGAUCAGGAACUGGGAUCCAGCAUCGGGAUUGGGAUUUGGGAUUUGUGUUUGGGAAUGAGAUCAGGGAUCCCAGGAGGGAAGGGUUGGGAGAACAGAAAUUUUGGGGAAGUCAGAUUCCCACUUCGUCUCCUGCUGCAUCUCCCCGGGUAAGGACACAUUGCCACUGCUCCUCAGGAUGCCUGACAAGAGCCUGCAGACUUGUUAAGGCAUGGAGGCAGUUUUAGGGCCUGGCCUCAGCAUUGUCUACCUGGACAGACCAUGGAAAACCACUGGGCACAGCAAGAGAGGGUCCUGAACCUGAGAGAGAACAAGAGGGAGAAGCUGAGGAAAGUUCCAGACAGCUCCGUGAGAACCAGUCAGAUUUCCCAGGUGGAGAGGGGAAAGAUCCUGAUAUGAAAACAUGUGGAAGGGCAAAGGAGAGGAGACAGGCCAGAAGAAUGGGACAUCAUGGCUUGUAAGGAUUGUAGUCAAGGAGAAAUGACUGGAAUACUCUUCAGUGACCCCACAACAUUUCACUGGAUCCACUAAAAGAAUGAAUCCAUCUGGCUGAAAAAUACCUGGCUGCCAGGAAUGCUCAUUGAAUUAACUGAUUGAAUUGCAGAGGGGAACAUAAAUUUAUUUCUCUUAUUAA